Molecule: messenger RNA, 1827 nt
Organism: Onychomys torridus (southern grasshopper mouse)
Lineage: Eukaryota; Metazoa; Chordata; Mammalia; Rodentia; Cricetidae
Gene: Cebpg
Product: CCAAT enhancer binding protein gamma
Exons: 3
Coding region: 1-936 (311 amino acids)
Biological process (GO): regulation of transcription by RNA polymerase II; DNA-templated transcription
Molecular function (GO): RNA polymerase II cis-regulatory region sequence-specific DNA binding; DNA-binding transcription factor activity, RNA polymerase II-specific
Source: RefSeq, a predicted model, not a curated record
AUGAAGAAACAUUUCCUCUUUGAACACUACCACCGCCGGUGCCGCCACGCCCACCACGCCCGCCGGUCCCGCCCCCGCCGCGCGCCCGCCUCUCGCCGCUACACGGCCUGUGAUUGGCUGGUGGCGCUGCCCGUCUCGAGCGGCGAGCGCGUCGCUCUCAGACCAGCGCUUCUAUUGGUCACGGCGGCGGCUGCGGCGCGCGGACCCGACGAGGAGGGGAAAGCCGGUCGCCGCGGUGGCGGAACGGGCGGAGGCUGCCGGUUUCGUAACCGUCGCUCCUCCUCGCCGACUCGCGGACUGCGAGGCCUGGGUCGGGUCGGGCCGCGCCGCGCGGGGCCGCUCGGAGUGGAGGCCGCCUGGGGGCGGGCGGGCCGGCCGGAGGCGCAGGUACAUGUGAAGAUAUUUUGGCAGUUGAGUGUGGCCUCUGCUGAUCACAUUGCUCUGAUUUCUACCUGUUCUGUGUUGGCAAAGGAACACGCCCAAAUGAGCAAGCUGCCACAGCCAGCCACUGCUCCAGGAGUGAACGGAAUAAGUGUCAUCCAUACUCAGGCUCACGCCAGUGGCUUACAGCAGGUUCCUCAGCUGGUGCCUGCCGGGCCUGGGGGAGGAGGCAAAGCUGUGCCUCCAAGCAAGCAAAGCAAAAAGAAUUCACCCAUGGAUCGCAAUAGUGAUGAGUAUCGCCAGCGCAGAGAGCGGAACAAUAUGGCCGUGAAAAAGAGCCGAUUAAAAAGCAAGCAGAAGGCUCAAGACACACUGCAGAGAGUGAACCAGCUCAAAGAAGAGAAUGAACGGUUGGAAGCCAAAAUUAAGUUGCUGACAAAGGAAUUAAGUGUACUGAAAGAUUUGUUUCUUGAGCACGCACACAACCUGGCAGACAAUGUGCAACCCAUCAGCACUGAAACUACAACGACAAAUUCUGAUAACACGGGGCAGUAGAUCUCCUUCCAGACAUCACAGCUUUGUGGCUUGAACAUGAGAGGUGUGACCACCCAGCACCACUUAGUUCAAUGGCUGAGCUUGGUCUUGUUCUAUGGAGGUUAUUCUCUAGGCUCAGCACUGAACAGUUGAUUAGCCAUGUAGUUUAUCUGGUCUUAAGUGAUAAUGAUUUUUGAAGCACUAAAAGAAAACUUGGGGUUUAUGGUUAAAAAAAAAAUCCUGGACCUUAAUAUUCUUAAUAAAUCCUGACUUCCCCAGAAAUGCUUCUUUUCUAGGAAUGGGAAAAUGGAAGGUCAUAUAGAAGGUUUUGAGUUUUAAUGAGACAAUACCUUGGAUUAAGAAAAGCUGGAUUCCAUCUGUGUUCCUUGACUUGUGAUUUUUAGUCUAAAUUGUGUAUUGCAAAUUAUAGGGCUUCAGAAACCAGUCAUAAUAAUUUGGCCCCAUUUUAUAGCUAGAAUAAAUCUGUGUUAGCGUAAUUGGCAUUGUUUUUCCCAACAAGUACAUAUUUUUUUAAAAUAACGUCAGGCAAAGUAAAGAAACCCCAUUCAGAUCACACCAAAGAGGUGGUUAAAAAGACAAAUUACAUUUAGGAAGGAAAGAAGUGUUUUGUUUUGUUUUUUCCUCCCUUGUUUGUUUAAAGGGCAUAGAGAGAGUGGAUUGAACUUUGAGGGUCCUUUGGUUUAUUGGAUUAGCAUUAUCAUGUGUCCUUAAAAACCAGUAUCUAUUGUGUAUUGACACUUUAGUUUCUGUGGAUGCUAGUAAAGGUAGCAUUUGUUUGGAGGAGAGAAACCAUUUUUUGACAGCCAAGUUAGUAAAUAAAAUGCCUUGGCUUGAUGAUACAGACCAUGAUUAGAAAACUAAUUUAUGCAGGGCAUGGUGGCACACGCUUUA